UGCCUAAGUGACUACCUUCAGUUCUCCAUGCAGCAGAGAAAGAUUCAUCUUUCAGAUACUCAUAAAGCAGUCAAAUUCCAUUAAGGCGAAGGUCUCUGCCAAGAGAGAUGUCUGCCCAAAUCCCUCUUAAUGCUUCCUCAAAAGUAAUGACAGAUGGGAAGGCUUGUGCUCUUUUCCAUUCCUGCACAGUAUGCCUGUUUUCACCCCCUUACACGGAACAAGGAAGCAUUAUCUCUGUUCUAAACAGGUGAAUCAAAAUAUGCAAGUCCCUGGCUGCCUCAUUUCCAAUUAAAUACCCCAGUUUAGAUAGGGGAUUUGGAGGCCUUUCUGCACUGCUUCCUAACAUCUGUGUGCAAAUUUGGCUAAACCUUGGAUCCUUCCAAAACAUGUACAAGGAAGGAAUGCAUGGACCUACCAGUGGCUCCCCUCUUCCACAUCUGCCCCUCGUGAUGUAAGCACGAGUGAAAUUCAGACUGUGUAUGACACAAGAGUUAUGGUGAAUGAGAGCAGCAGAACAGAUCUUGUUAACACGAUGUGGGUGUUAGCAGGGUGGCUUUUUGGGGUGGAGAAGCCAGAGUCUGGCCUGCCCUAUUCUUUGUUCCAACUUUGACAAAAAACAUGUUUCUCAUCACAGGAAGCCUGAGAAGAAUUUGCCCCCGGGAAUGACAGAAGCUUCAGCUGGAAGAGGGCUCAGACAGGAUUAGAGGCAGAACAAAAAGGUCAGGCUUUCAUCUGUGUGCAGUGGCACUUUCUGGUCUGAAGUAUAAAAAGCAAUUUUGCUAUGGAAGGUUUCUGGAAUGUCCACGACAAAAACAUGACUGAAGCCUAAGGUCUGCUGUGGAGGUAUCCUCAGCACUUGAAUCAAGUUGUACUUGCAUACCUCAGGUCCAGUACCACACUGCAGCCUCACCAGUUGACAUUACAGUGGUUUCCAUCUGAAGUGCAGCACGCAGACAUUCAGCUACAAUGAAACUCAAGGCACUCAUGCUGCCUGCUCAGGCAUCUCUUAUUCUGACCUCCUCCAAAAGAUCUGCUCUUCUUCCUCUAAGAAAAUUCAGGUUUAUGAAACGUCUGUGUUCAUAUUCCACCCCUUCAGUGCUUUGCUGCUCUCAUCUUCCUAAACCUCUGUACCCUGUGGGGUUUCUCAUUACUGUUCUGCAGAAAAACUAUUAGCCAGCUGUGGCACAAAUCAGAGGCAGAAACAAAGCAUCUAGCAGUAAGUGCAGCAAAGCUAAGGAGGAAGAGAAAUAGCACCAUCAAGAAACUGUGCUUCCUGCUUCUCUAAAAUGCAUGUCAGAUCACCAGGCCUUUUCCAAUCAAGCAGAAAUCCUGCAGCCACUUUGGAUCAACAAGAGAAGUCUAGCUGGGAUAGCACAUCUCAGCUGGGUUUCUUCUCUUUUUCUUUACAAACGGAACAAAGAAAGGAGCUUUCUUUUGUUCUCUUAGACACCAAGAAGCUUUCAUGGCAUUUGCCCCAGGAGCAGAUACAUGAACCAUUUAUUUCUUCAUUUUGCAUCUUACCUCUGCCACUUGUCACAAUCAGAGAGGAAGAUGCAAGAACUCACACUUUGGGCAAUGCCAGAGCAGCUGGCUUGUGGAGAAACAACUUAUCCAUAAGGAUCUAGAGCAAAACCUGCAGACCUUUUGUAAAAAGCUGCACCACUGCUGGAACAGCUUCACUCUGGGAUCAGUUACAAUCAACUUUGGAACUGCUGAAGGAUAUAAAACAGGAGACUGGAAGUUGCUAUCUCAGCCAACUGAUACUUCACCUAUACUCUAAGUGUCUAAAGAUUUAAGCUUUGCUCUUAAAUCUACACUUAUGUAACCGUGGACAUUUUAAUUACCCACAGAUUUUCCCCUCUAAAUCCUGUUAACAAACUGGCCUCCCUAAUACUGGAGUUAGAUCACAUUGCCUGUAAAGAAACCCACCUCUUGUCAGUUGUAAAUAAAUUGUCUUUCAGCAUUAAUUAAUGUCCUUUUGCUUGUCCACUAUGAGUAAACACAGGCAUGAGUUUUGACUUAGAUGUUUUGCAGACUUCUUUCCACCCCACCCUCACAUAUCCCAUCUCUAAGAAUAGCAGCACUGAAUGCUACAAAAUAGUGCAGAGACACCAGUGUCCAGAGGGAGGAGGACCAGAUGUUAAACAGAUGAAUUUGCCACAGUAUUAUGUAAAUUAAGAAGGACUGCAAGCAUAGAGUUACCCCCUCAGCUUCUGGUAUUAGGAGGACUUGUUGCAGCUGGGGCUACCUGCUAGGGAGUUACAUUCCCUGAACUUUCAUAAACUCAUCCUGUUGGGAAAGACUUUCCACAUUCUGGACCUCUAGUGCUCCUCUAAUGUUACUGAAGUGCCAGAACAAGUCACCAAGAGGGCUUCAAUCCAGCAGGCAAUAAUUGCUGGAAACUCUCUGCAUUUCCUAGCCCUCCACCACACCCCUUCAACACAGAACUGAGUGAAGACUCUCCUGCUCUCCCCAACCUUUUUUUGGAUGAAUGCUGUUCUAGUUUCACCCUGUAAACACCUGAUAGGAACAGAUGAUCUGGGAGGGGCCAGAAAGUGCUUCAUAGCUCCAGGGGGGUGGAGGUAAACACCAAAUUGCAUAAAAGAUGCUUUGAGACAGACUUCCAAAGUGCAUAGGCUCUGAAAGGACGGGUCUGAAAAAAGGCUGCUUCUUCAGGCUCCACCUUCAGAGACUCCUUUCAUUGGAAGAAAGCUAGGUCCUGUAGCACUUGCAACCAACUUCAUACCUACCCCAGCUGCAUUCAGACUACCCACAGCCAGCUGGAAGUUUUCUGUUGCUGUAAGCAAAAAUGCCAGCAAGAUCCAGUGCUCAGCUGGCCUGGCUCUGCAUUGUCACUGUGUCUGUGGCAAUCUACCCAGCGCUGCUGCAGAAGCCUCCUAAAAGGAGGACGCUCAAUGGGAAUGCACAGUCCAAGUUGACAGGCUGCUGUGAUGAGAUUAAAGAGCUCAAGCUGCAAGUAGCCAACCUGAGCAGAAUGCUGCAGGAGCUCAGCAAGAAGCAGGAAGGCGACUGGGUGAACGUGGUCAUGCAAGUGAUGGAGCUGGAAGGGAGCACCAAGCAGAUGGAGUCCCGCCUCAUUGAUGCUGAGAGCAAAUACUCCGAAAUGAACAACCAGAUAGAUAUCAUGCAGCUCCAGGCAGCUCAGACGGUCACGCAAACUUCAGCUGUAGAUGCUGUCUAUGACUGCUCUUCACUCUACCAGAGGAACUACCGGAUCUCUGGGGUUUACAAGCUACCUCCUGAUGAAUUUCUGGGGAGUCCAGAGCUGGAGGUGUUCUGCGACAUGGAGACAGAUGGAGGUGGCUGGACUAUCAUCCAGAGACGGAAAGUUGGUUUGACAUCUUUCAAUAGGGACUGGAAACAGUACAAGGAAGGAUUUGGCAAUAUUCGGGGGGAUUUUUGGCUGGGAAAUGAGAAUAUCUACAGACUUUCCAGGCGCCCCACUGUUCUGCGAGUAGAGCUGGAGGACUGGGAAGGCAACACACGCUAUGCACAAUAUAAGCAGUUCACCCUGAGCAACGAAAUCAACAGCUAUCGCCUUUUUGUGGGGAACUACACAGGCAACACAGGGCGGGAUUCCCUCAGGUACCACAACAACACAGCCUUCAGCACGAAAGACAAGGACAAUGACAAGUGUGUGGAUGACUGCGCCCAGUUCCGUAAAGGUGGAUAUUGGUACAACUGCUGCACAGACUCCAAUCUGAAUGGGGUUUACUACCGGAAAGGAGAACACACCAAGAACAUGGAUGGGAUCACCUGGUACGGAUGGCACGGAUCAACCUAUUCCCUGAAGAGAGUUGAGAUGAAGAUCCGGCCAGAGGAUUUCAAACCAUAGAGAGAACCAGUAUUUGUUUGUACAGUUUCCUUAUGCUACUGCACAGAAGGUGGGCAAUGAACUGCUCAAAAUCAGCCAAAUAAUAGUUCAUUUCAUCUAAUAUGUGCAACAGCUACAUACUGGCUAUGUGCACACACAAACACUAAGGCACAUUAAGCACAAGUCACUGCCAUUUGUGUUACCAGGCUCAGUCUUAUUUCCUCCUCUUCAGACUCUUUCCAAAGGGAAAAUAAUGUUGUGUUAGAAUAGGUUAUAACUGAAUGCACUUCCAGCACCUUCAAAAAAACCUACUGGUGUGUUUUCACUAGCACUGUGGCUAGUGGGUUGCCUUAGUGUUAACCAGCCAGGCAGGGACUGAAUAAAGAAAGCCUCCUUGUUGCCACUUCUUCAGUGUGUAGAGUAAGCAUUCCUAACUCCCUCCAGAAGAGACUCAAAUCACAACAACAACAUAUUCAUUUCAAGGCAGAUGCACCUUUCUUUAGAGUAUAAUAUGUGGUUUACAUUCCCCCAGAGGAAAAAAUGAAGCUCAAAGACUUUGGGUUAGUUAGUAUUGCCCAGGUUCUCUCCUUAAGUUUUACUGCAUUCUCCUGCUGCUGCAACAAGUAAGUCCCCACAGCAGGCUGCAGCCAGCAGAUAGUAAAUCUGGAGAAAGGAUUUGUCCCAUAUACUCUGUGGUAUUUAUUCCUAUUCACAGAUGACCUAAAAGCUGAUAAACCAGAAAGCAACUUUCAGGGCUGCCACGAAAUUAUGCUCAGGUUAGAGCAUAAGUGUGCUGUAUGUCACUAAGACUAAGACAGAAAAACACAUUAGCAAAAGAAGUCCAGACCUGGCCAUCCAGCUGAAAACCUCAACUCCAACACUUAAAACCACUGUAUCCAUAAGCAAAACACUAGUACACACCAGAGAAUCCAGGAACGAUGUUAUGCAACACACACAGAAUGUUUCUCCUUUACAUAACACAGUGUUAAAAAUAACAGGUAAAAAAAGAAAGAGACCAAUCCUGUCACCAUACUGUUAUUUGAAUAUGUUGGAAAAGAUAGUUAUCAUUAAUAUAUCUAUUUUUAUUCACCUUAAAGAAAGUUUCAAUCUAAUUUAAACUGUUCAGUGUUGUGUGAAAUGGGAGUUACUGAUGUCUUGGGAAUUGCCUUACAUAUGUUUGACUAUUCACACUGGAAACUUCAACUGUGUGGAACUAGAGUUGAAUUACUUUAACUGUGGACUAUAAAAUGGAUUUUGAAAGGUUUCAAAGCUUUCCCAACUCUAAUAAAUUGCCUUUCAUUUUUAA
This is a messenger RNA of Neopsephotus bourkii (Bourke's parrot), 5141 nucleotides long. RefSeq names its product angiopoietin like 7 (gene ANGPTL7). Bases 2810 to 3856 code for a protein of 348 amino acids. The transcript is spliced from 5 exons. The record is from RefSeq and is a predicted model, not a curated record. Lineage: Eukaryota; Metazoa; Chordata; Aves; Psittaciformes; Psittacidae.